AUGGAAUCGUCAAUAGAUCAAGUAGCUGCCAAAUGCGGUAAGCAGCUGGACACAUUCCAGCGUUGCAUCCUAGCCAAUCAAGAAAACCCAGGAGCUUGCGAGCCUUACAAAACCGAACUCUCACGUUGCGCCGCGGCUGCAGUGCCGCUGCUGAAGGAGGUUAAGAAUCGAUGCGUAACUCAAGUGGUCGCUUACGAUAAGUGUCUGGAGCAGUUUACAAACAAAGGAGAUGCAGAGUUGGAGAAGAACUGCACACCCAGGUUGCGAGAUCUCUGGUUCUGUACCGAGAAAGUAAAGGGCGAGGUGGAGGGAAAGGAUAAUGCCGAGGUACAGAGGAGCAAGCAGGUCGGUAAGGAGGCACUGACCAAGUAA
Ustilago hordei is the source of this 372-nucleotide messenger RNA. RefSeq lists its product as uncharacterized. The transcript has 2 exons. The record is from RefSeq and is a predicted model, not a curated record. Lineage: Eukaryota; Fungi; Basidiomycota; Ustilaginomycetes; Ustilaginales; Ustilaginaceae. Bases 1 to 372 code for a protein of 123 amino acids.